Messenger RNA from Linum trigynum, 3693 nucleotides. The record is from the annotation of a GenBank genome assembly. Lineage: Eukaryota; Viridiplantae; Streptophyta; Magnoliopsida; Malpighiales; Linaceae.
GUUCUUUUUUCAACCACCAAAACAGUCAUAACCAUUAUGCUACUUCUGAGCGAGGCCACAGAUAAGGUUGAAAUGCUGGUGUGAUUAGACCACUCAAACAUGUAUAAGGCCCAUCUAACUUCUAACUUGUCACAAUUCCUUGAAUUGCAGCCUAUAGAAUGCUAUUUGCAUGGAGCCACUUGUAGUCAGUUGAAUCCUUUCCCUCGUUUGUACUACAAUCUUUAUUUUGGCUUUCUGUCAUCGAAGCGAGUUUUACCGCAGUGGUCUGGUCCAAAUUUCUCAUAUUGUUCGCUCUAGGCCAAUUUGGUAUUUGGAUUUGGGCAUUUGGCUUCCGAAGACAAAAGUCAGCUCUAUCUAUCCAUCUUAAAUCUUGCUUGAGUGAUUUAUGAUGUUCUGUUUCGUGAGAGCUGCAGCUGGUGCGGAACUCGAGAUGAUUUCAGUAGUGACUGGUAACUGUUUCCAAGCAACAAUUUGCUAUAUGUAUGUUUUAUUUUAGAAGUUUUCCCUUUCCAUCUUUCAUAUCACCCACCGUACAGCAGGCAGAAGAUAGUGACCCUGGAGCUGCUUCUUCUGGUGCUGGACUAACUGUGAUGUAUAAGUAAGGGAUUUUGACAUGCAACACUAGUGACGGUUACCUGUAAUUCAUCGUAUCAUUUAUAGUUCCAACUGCCUCUAAUCUGUUUUAAGGGUAGCAUUUGUAUUUAAUUCGUAAUUGUAGAAUGUUUGAUCUUGCAUCAAGUUGUUAACUGUUCUAUGAGGUAAGAGAUAUCAAAACGCUUAUCAGCUCAGUGAAAUAUGUUUAGUGCUUACUGAAUCGGUAUUGUUGAAGUAAGAAUUUCAUAAUCAUGUACAAUAAUGGAUGGCGCUUGGUCUUUAGCUUCUUGUUUUUUCUUUUUUGUGCAAGCAGUUUAAGGACUAGCUUACUGUCUUUAAUAUCUUUUGAGGAUAGAAAUGUUAUGUGGAUGGUCUUACCUUUUGCAGUAGCUUCUGGCUUUACUGAUAGAAGUAUUAUGUAGAUGGGAAAGGGCAAGGGCCAAAAUAGCGUUAACUGUCCUAUUUCAAGGACGGUGGGACAGGAAGGGACGAACUGUUCCAUUCUUGUUAGUUUUCAGAGCAUUAGUUUUUCGGGAGAUCAUUUAAGUCGAGGAAAUUUUUGGUCAGAGCAUUAGUUUGUCGUCAAGUGCUGGGUUUCAUUGGCUCCGGCUUCAAACGGAGUGGUGAAGACCCCGUAGGACAAAGUGUAGUUGGGUCCGGGAUUUUGAUUAAACUCCCUUGAUAGUUUUUAUAACCCCUUUUCAUGAUAGAGAAUUGCGCUAGCAUGUUUGGUGCUUGUUGAUGUCAUUGAUUGAAUAUUACACGAUACGGCGAUCCAACAAUGUGAUUAUGUGCUGGUUGGUUGUUUGCAUCAGCCGAAUUGCAUGUUUCAGCACUUGACAUUUUAAUUAAAAAAAAUGAAAGAUGCCCUUGUGAUUGUCAAAUAGGAUGUGUAUGGUGCCAUCUUUUUGUUAAGGCUGCAUAAACAGACGAUUUCCGUCCUCCAAUUCCCAAGCGGGGAAAGCCGCAAGUCUGUACAGAUGCCUUUUCUCAGACAGAUGGGAGAAGGCGGUUGCGAUCUUUCUAUCAAAGGCAAAAGGGAAAUGUUGGUGGCAAUGCCUGCAGAGUGCAGACUAGGUGAAUGGUUUAUUCUUUUCGUCAAAGGUCCAAUUCUGUAUGCAUAAAAAUAACAGACAUGCUGGCUUGUAUUAUAUUGCUUGAGCAAAGAAUUCUGUCUGCUUUCUUAUUAGAUUUUUAACUUUUACUCAUGUUGAGCAGCUCAUAACUUCUGGCAUUCCCCGCCUGAUACUGCAACGUGAUGUGGGGAAAGCGAGGUAGGAUCUUCAGGUAAAGCCGUAAAGAUGAAGAGAAAGAGCAUGAAGGUUCCUUUUUUUUUUUUUUGCACUUGCCAAGCUUAUGCUGGUUCAUUAUUAGCUUUACUCGUAUUGAACACUAAUUCCUAGGAGAAUCUGUCACCUCCUCUUAUUUAUGACCCUAGUAUCCCCCUGCAUACACCAUAAUUUGCUUUUAUCUCUCAUCCAUAAUAAUUUCUUCUCUCUUCCUUGUUUCCUGCUAUGGAAACUCAUCCCAAAUUUGCAUCAGUGGCAGGAUGUAGCAGUGAGGAACGUUCCAGUCAGACAGUUGCAGCAGAUCUAGAAGGCACUCUCCUACUGUCAUCAAGCUCUUUCCCUUACUAUCUCCUCAUCGCUCUCGAAGCUGGAAGCCUGCUAAGAGCAAUUAUACUUCUCUCAUCACUACCUGUCGUCUACUUGGUGUCCAUUUUUGUUUCGGAGGCUGCGGCAAGUAAGCUGAUUAUUUUCAUAGCCUUUGCUGGACUCAGGUUGAGAGAUAUUGAACUUGUCUCCAGAUCCGUCUUGCCUAGGUUCUAUGCAGAUGAUGUCCACCCAGACACUUGGCCAGUGUUUGAUUCGUUUGGGAAAAGAUACAUAAUUAGUACCAGUCCUAGAGUUAUGGUCGAACCGUUUGCCAAGAUGUUUCUGGGGGCUGACAAAGUUCUGGGCACAGAGUUACAGAUCACAGGGACAGGGAGGGCUACUGGUUUCGUUGCAAAACCUGGACUUAUGGUGGGACGGCAGAAAAGCGAUGCCGUGAUAAAGGAAUUCGGCUCAAAUUUACCCGACGUUAGUCUUGGAGAUGAACCCUCUGAUCACCCUUUCAUGGCCUUGUGCAAGGAGGGUUACAUGGUGCCAAAAACUGAGUGCCAGCCACUACCAAGAAAGAAGCUCCGAAGGCCAGUCAUAGUCCAUGAUGGCCGGUUGGUUCAAAGACCGACUCCAUUAGUUGCCCUCUUAACCUUCUUAUGGAUCCCAAUCGGGGUCCUUCUCUCCUUUGUACGCCUCUUUCACAGCGUACCUCUGCCAAUGAGCAUCGUCCACUACACGUCCCGCCUAGUUGGGGUAAAGCUCAUAAUCAACGGUACUCCUCCACCCCCACCGGCAAAGGGCAGAAGCGGAGUCCUCUUCGUCUGCAAUCACCGCACGGUUGCUGACCCUCCUAUGAUAGCGGCCGCACUGGGAAGAAACCUUAGUUGUGUUACGUACAGCAUAAGCAAAGCCACAGAGUUGAUUGCCCCUAUUAAAGCUGUUGCCUUGACGAGAGACCGGUGUGAAGAUGCUGCUCAAAUCAGGAAGCUUCUCGAAGAAGGCGACAUCGUGGUUUGUCCCGAAGGCACUACUUGUAGGGAACCGUUUCUGCUGAGGUUCAGCCCUCUAUUCGCUGAAUUGUCCGACAGGAUUGUGCCGGUGGCGGUCAAGGUGAGGCAGAGCAUCUUCUACGGGACGAGUGCUCGUGGGUACAAGUUGCUGGACCCUUACUUUCUGUUCAUGAACCCAGUGCCGGCUUUCGAGAUCACGAUUUUGGAUCAGCUGCCAAAGGAGAUGACCUGUGGAGGUGGCAAGUCCGCAAUUGAGGUUGCCAACUAUGUGCAGAGGGUGCUUGGGGAUGCUUUGAGGUUUGAUUGUACGAGGUUAACUCGCAAGGAUAAGUAUGCGCUGCUUGCCGGAACGGAUGGGAGCGUCGAGCAGUCGCCGAAGAAGGAAUGAGACGUGUGAGGAGUUUUUACAGCGUGUGGGGUGUAAUUUUCAGUAAUUUAACUUCGGGGGAAUACUUGUAGAUCAAGAAUAAAGAUGUGGAAUUUAC